AUGCCAAGACAGCAAUACAGGCAACUGACAGCGGAGCGGAAUCCCUCGCGACAGAAUGGACAGGAACAAAAGAUGGCGCACAUGUUAGGAUAUAAUAGGCAUGCGGUUUGGUCUAGUGUGUCUUCUCUGGUCUUGGGAAGUGAAGCAGAAUCGGAUUUACAAAGAGAGAUUGUAGUAGAAAAACCUGGAAGUUUCAACUCCGAAGAUAUUAAGACACGACUCAUUCAAUGUGACGGAAGCUUAUCAUCAAUCCUUGGGAUAGUAUUUGGAGUCUACGAAUAA
Sclerotinia sclerotiorum 1980 UF-70 is the source of this 282-nucleotide messenger RNA. RefSeq lists its product with no specific name. The record is from RefSeq and is a predicted model, not a curated record. The transcript is spliced from 2 exons. Bases 1 to 282 code for a protein of 93 amino acids. Lineage: Eukaryota; Fungi; Ascomycota; Leotiomycetes; Helotiales; Sclerotiniaceae.